AAUUAAGACGUCAUCGGCGUAGCCUUCUUGAUUGCAUUCCUACAAUCGAAGUUGUUUGCUUACUUUAUCAAUUAAUUUAAAAAAAAAACCAAGUACAAAAUACAAAGUUCGUUAUUAGCCACAACUUGUACGGUAAAGUAGUGUUGAUUACAGUUUAAUUUGCUUUAACAGAAAACAAUGUUUCGCCAGGUUAGCAAAUUGACAGUUUUUAAACAGUCUGUAAGACAUUUUUCGAAGACUCCUUUAGCAUGCUCGGCUGGAAAAUACCCCAACGGAUUUAAUUUUGAACUUAAUGACACUCAAAAAGAGAUCCAAGAGUUAGCAAGGAUAUUUGUACGCGAGGAAAUUAUUCCUGUUGCAGCUGAACAUGAUCGCACUGGAAAAUAUCCAUGGGAAAUUAUUAAGAAAGCAUGGGCAUUAGGUUUAACAAAUAAUCAUAUUCCAGCUCAUGUUGGUGGUAUGGAAGGAAGUGUUUUUGAUGGGUGUCUUGUAGCUGAAGAAUUAGGAUAUGGUUGCACAGGAAUUAUGACAGCUUUAGAAGCCAGUGGAUUAGGACAAACUCCAGUUGUUUUAGCUGGAAAUAAAGAGCAACAAAAGAAAUAUUUAGGAAGACUGUUAGAAGAACCCAUUGUAGCUGCUUAUGGUGUAACUGAACCAGGAGCUGGUUCAGAUGUAAAUGGUGUCAAAACGAAAGCAGUGAAGAAAGGUAAAGAAUGGAUUUUAAAUGGGCAAAAAAUGUGGAUUACUAAUGGUGGAGUAGCUAAUUGGUACUUUGUUCUUGCAAGAACAAAUCCAGAUCCAAAAGCACCCGCAAGUAAUGCUUUUACUGGAUUUAUUGUAGAAAGGGAAUGGGAAGGUGUUAAUCCAGGCAGAAAAGAAAUAAACAUGGGACAAAGAGCUUCAGAUACAAGAGGAAUUACUUUUGAAGAUGUCAGAAUCCCUGAAGAAAAUGUUUUAAUCGGUGAAGGAGCUGGAUUUAAAAUCGCUAUGAUGACUUUCGAUAAAACCAGACCUCCAGUUGCUGCUGGUGCUGUAGGAUUAGCAAGACGUUGUUUAGAUGAAGCAACACGUUACGCAUUAGAACGUAAAACAUUUGGUGUCCCAAUUGCGGCUCAUCAAGCCGUUUCGUUUCUUUUAGCCGACAUGGCAAUAGGAGUUGAUACUGCGAGAUUAAGCUACCAAAAAGCUGCUUGGGAAACUGAUAAUGGAAUUAAAAACACCUUACAAGCAUCGAUUGCUAAAUGUUACGCCGCGGAUGUUGCGAAUAAAUGCGCCACAGAUGCAGUCCAAGUGUUUGGAGGAAACGGAUUUAACAGCGAAUAUCCUGUCGAAAAAUUAAUGAGGGAUGCUAAGAUUUACCAAAUUUAUGAAGGAACAGCUCAAAUUCAAAGACUUAUUGUGUCCAGAGAAAUUAUUGGAAGAGCAAAACAACAAUUGAGUUAAUUUUGAUACGAUGAAGAAGGAUUAGAUGAGGUUUAUAUUUUUUUAAAUAAAUUUUUUGAUGUAUUUUUAUGAUGAUAUACAAAAUGCGGUUUCAUUGUAUGUUGAUAUUAAUUGAAUCCUAAGAAUCUAAUUAAAAUAGUGAUUCAAUUUAAUAUUAAAAAUAAAGCCAAUAAAUUUUUUAAAUCAA
Messenger RNA from Onthophagus taurus, 1630 nucleotides. RefSeq names its product medium-chain specific acyl-CoA dehydrogenase, mitochondrial. Gene Ontology annotation, cellular component: cytoplasm; mitochondrion. Gene Ontology annotation, molecular function: medium-chain fatty acyl-CoA dehydrogenase activity; flavin adenine dinucleotide binding. Lineage: Eukaryota; Metazoa; Arthropoda; Insecta; Coleoptera; Scarabaeidae. The record is from RefSeq and is a predicted model, not a curated record. Gene Ontology annotation, biological process: medium-chain fatty acid catabolic process.